Molecule: messenger RNA, 7587 nt
Organism: Branchiostoma floridae (Florida lancelet)
Lineage: Eukaryota; Metazoa; Chordata; Leptocardii; Amphioxiformes; Branchiostomatidae
Exons: 48
Coding region: 1-7587 (2528 amino acids)
Molecular function (GO): protein binding
Source: RefSeq, a predicted model, not a curated record
AUGCGACCUGUGUUUGACCAAAGAACACGUCGGUUCUACUUGUACGACGCAGAUUCGACCAUCACUGUUGACGAAUCCGCUGGACUAGCAGAGAACGGGGACAUGUGGAUCUCCACAACUGUGGCGGACACUGACUUCCUGUGGCAGACGAAUCUUGACCAACUUAUCACCGUGGAGUAUAUGGACCACUUCAUCCAACACACCCACCACAACGGCAAGUUCCUGAACGCCAUUGCUGAGUUCUUCGUACCCGUGCCACAAGCGAACGACGACGUCGACACCACGGAACGAUCUAGGCAGCCCAUCGUCAACCAAAAGGGAGUGGUAACCUUCGAGACGUCCUACCAUGUUGACCACCAAGGAGGUACAACAAAGACUUCCGGUGCCUGGACCAAUGUGGAUGAUCUGCACGCAGGGUCACAGUCUCUAACAAUCUCUAGAGUUGACGGUGACACUGUGACGGCCUACAUCAGAGCCACUGACAUCCUGGGCAACCAACAGACCGACGAAGUGUCCAUCCACAUCGACAGCACUCCUCCAAUCAUCGAAGACUUCUGGCUGGAGAAGAACGGAGUAGAGGGAAUAACUGUCCACAAUUCCAGAGAUCUUUAUGAUUGUCUGGUAAAAUUCACGACAUACGACAUCCACAGCGGUCUGUACACCAUCUACUGGCGAUUGGUGGAUAUGGCGGACGAGUCCAUUGUGCACGGGGACGGCAACUUGGCCGUUCGCGUCUCAUCCGAUGCUGAGCCUUGUACAGCGGACACCUGUAAGUGUACCCCCAUGGAACCCUGCUACAUGACCAAGUACGAGAUAGCGCCUGACGCAUCCAAGAUGAACAUCCCCAUAGGAGAACACGACAGCGACUACUACUUCUACGUCACCGUCACUAAUCGGGCUCGACUGUCCACCACUGAGAGACUGCAGAUUACAGUUGACAUCAGUCCUCCCGAACCGGGCCACGUCUCAGACAACUAUGCCGGUCAAGCCGAUAUCGACUUUCAGAGUGAUCCAAACAUGCACUUCAGCUGGGAAGGGUUUUUUGAUCACGAGAGCGGCGUGAGGAGUUACCAGGUGUUCUUUGGCACUCGGUGCGGGCUCCCAGGUGACUUCGGCAUCCCUGUGCCUGAUUCGGCAACAGAAAAGACGACCACUGAGCUACAACACAGCUUCACGGCUUCCUCCCUCGGCACGUACUACUGCACCGUGGUCGCCUUUAACCGCGCCCUGUCUGCCUCCGAACCGGUGUGUUCUGAUGGAAUCCUGUACGACACGUCUCCACCCUCCAUAACCAACAUCGUCAUAGAGAACAUCCGGGCAAGGACGGGAGCGAUCAAAGAUGGCGGCGGGAACGUCUGGAUGGUGGAUGACCAACUCAGAAAGGUCGCCGUGGACGGUCCAUCGUCUGCGUGCAGCUCAGCGGCCAGACAGGUUGCCGAUCCCGCUAUCUUCACCGAUCGCCCUACGGUAAACGUCAACGCAGAUUUAAAUGACGACCCAGAAACCGUCAGGAUGGCCACGUCUGCGGGAUGUGAAUCAGAUGGAGCUCUUGGAUCUCCGUUUUUCAUGAUUGUUGACAAGCAUUUGCUUGUCUACUGGAACGGUUCUGACGGAGAGAGUGAGAUAAACGACUACCAGGUCGGCCUGAGUUCUACUGAAUCCGGUGCCUCAAGUCCAGACAUCAUGCCUCUCACCUCAACUCACGGACACACCGUCUUCAAGACAAGGCAUUCUGGUCUGGGCGAGGGACAAGAAUUCUACCUCGGUGUAACGGCGACAAACAAAGCAGGCUUGUCUACCACAAAGACUAUUGGACCGAUUGUAGUUGACGCAAGGCCCCCUACGUUCUCAGGCCAGGUGACAGUGACGCUGGAAGAUGACUACCUCGUAGCACGAUGGCCUGCUAAUGGGUUUUCCGACGAUGAGGAUACCGAUUUGCUUACCUACGAGUACGCCGUCGGCCAUCAGGCUAACAGAGAGGACAUCUUGGAGUACACAGCCUUGAGUAGCGUGGGUCCGUGUGGGGGCGCCACCGGCUGCACAGCCAUUCACAGGGACAGUCUACAGUGGGGUCUACACGGAACGCAUUCAUACUACGUGUCAGUCAAAGCCACGGACUUUGUGGGACUGACCACUGUGGCCACGUCCUCUCCGUACGUUCAUUACGAGGGUGAGCCGACUGCUGGAGUGGUGGAGGACAUCAAUCCUGAUCCACAGGCUCCUGUUUUCGACUAUCUUCAGCCGGCCGACGCAGACUUCCAGACGACCACCAGCACGUUGUCGGCUCGCUGGUCCGGCUUCCUACACGAACAUCAGGACAUCUCGUACCAGGUGGGGGCCGGGACGUCACCAGGUGCCACGGAUGUGGUCGGCUUUACUUCGGUUGGACAGAACACGGAGUGGAGCAGGGAUGGACUCAGUCUUACAUCCUUCCAGACCUAUUACAUCACUGUAAAGGCCAGUAACAGCAUCGGGGACACAACUGUCACCUCAGAUGGAAUAACGGUUCUACAAGAUGGAGACGCUCUUCAGGGGGCAGAGGUCAUCGACGGGCAGGAAUGUUCUGACCAACACGAUGAAACAUAUCAAAUGCAGACCAUCCGCUCUGCGUGCUACGACACAUCGCCGUCAAUCUACCAAACGUCAAAGACAGCAGUGGCUGCCCAUUGGUCUAUCCCACCUGCCAAUCAAGCUCACGUGACCCACGUCCAAUGGUCCAUCGUGCAGGAUGUAGAGGGUGAGGAGACUGUGGUACAGGACUAUGUCAACCUUGGCAUGGCGACCCACGGGAUGGCCGUUAAUCAAGAUUUGUACCUCUCUCCCGCUGUCACCUACAAGUCGAAAGUCUUGUUCUGUCAUCAAGCAGGCUGCUUUGCUCCAGUCUACAGUUCAGGAUUCCUGGUGGCUCCUGACCCACCACUUCCCGGAACACUUCACAUCACCAGUCCGUACCCAGACUCGGGCACCAGGAGCGCUGACGUCACCUUUGACAAGUUCAGUGACCUUUACUACCCUACUGAUGACGUCAUGAACUUCUAUGACUGGGCCGUCGCAGAUGACUCGGAGAAUGGAAAAUUACUGACUGACUGGGCUACAGUCGUGCCAACAUCAUCCAAUGAAACAACAAUUUCUUUCUCCGUUGACGGGUUGCCUCGCGAUCUCACCAAGUGUCUGAGUCUGGUUGUGAGAGGACACGCCCACACGGGGUUGUCAGCAUCUGUGUCCAGGGAGAUUGUCCAGUGCGAAGAAACCAGCACCAACAGAGGACUGAACUACUCAACUGUCAUAGAUACUCGCCCAAACAUUACACUGGAGUUGAACGCAGACUGGACUGAGUAUGACAUCGAUUACACCAAUGAGACGACGAUGCUGUCUGCCGUUUGGCCGACAUUACGUCACCGGAAGUACGAGUGGGCUGUCCUUGAGGACAAGUCAGGGUCCAGUCUGUCCGCAAUGGCUGGACACCACCUCAGCGUUCCCAACCCGUGUGACCACCAGGAUAUGAUAGAGUGUGGAAGAACAACCAGUGAAUAUAUCAACGUGGAGGGUCUGAGCCUGGAGCAGAACAAGCGGUACAUCGUGUGCAUCCAUGCGGAGGAGACGUCCAUAACAUACGAGAAGUGGGUGGAGACGCUACCGGACACGGCCGUCUGUAGCAGCGGGGUGACGGUAGACGUGACUCCGCCCAACGCCGAUGCUGCCGACGUCUGGAUUGGCUCCAAUGACAAAUCCAAUUACCAGGUGUCCAGUACAGAGCUUUUUGUACAGUGGGACGGAUUCAUUGAUGUUGAAGAACAUGGCGUCUCUAUGCACCACUCAGGAAUUCAACGUUACGAGUACGCCAUCGGUACGAUUGCUGGAGGAAGCGACGUCCAAGCCUGGACAGAUGUAGGAGUUACAGAUCAUGUUCUACUGCACGGGGUAAGACUGCAACACGGAUGGUCGUACUACGCCACUGUGACAGCUGUGGACUUUGUCGGACUGUCAACAACCAAAUGGUCCCAGAGAGUGACCGUUGACACCACGCCACCACAGAAGUCAGACACACACAUCAAUGUUGGAGGCAGUUUUCACUUCAGUUCGUCAUCUGUGACUGCAAGCUGGGAGGGUGUGUUCUACGACACAGAGAGUGGAGUUUCGUUCUUUGAGUGGGCGGUGGGCUCCAGGGCUGGUCAUGCCGACAUCUACCCCUUCACUAGGGUGGAGGAGACGGAGGCUGAGACAGAUGAGAACAGUCCUCUUCAGCUUCACGAAGGGCACGAAUAUUACGUCUCAAUCAAGGCUUAUAAUGGAGCCGGGCUGAUGACUAUGGCGACUUCCUGGGCCGUGGUUGUUGAGACGUCCCCACCUGAGGCUGGGAACGUGUACGACGGACCCACAUUUGGCACCGUGAACGACAUAGACUUUCAAGAUGACGUCACCACCAUCCAUGCCCACUGGGACGGUUUUUACGACCCUCAUUCUGCCAUUGUGAGCUACACGUGGAGCGUCGGGGGAUGUGCUGGGUGUAGUGACAUUCUUGCUCCACAGAACGUUGGGCUUCUUCAAGCUGUAAGUGUGGACGCCCUUCAGCUGACCCCAGGAGAGACGUACUACGUGACGGUGACGGCGUGUAACGCAGCCGACCUCUGCACCACGGUGUCGUCUGACGGAGUUAUCCCCGACGACUCCCCGCCUGUGGCUGGGAGAGUCCUGGAUGGGGCCCAGGGAGAGGAGGCCUCAUACCAGGCAUCCACAAGCAGUUUGGCUGCCCACUGGUACGGGUUCAAUGACCCCCACUCCGGGCUGUCCCACUAUGAGUGGCGCGCUGGGACCACACCGGGUGGAAGUAACAUCGUGGGAGUCACACAGCUCCAUCUGACGAAUGUAGCUGUAAAGACAGGACUGUCCCUCCCUGUCAACACCAUGAUCUACGUUACUGUGAAGGCCUACAACCGUGUGGGGAUGUCUGUGGAGACCACGUCCAAUGGGUUCCGUGUAGACACAUCUGCACCAACAGUGACGACAGCCGCACACUUUGACCAAACCCACGGUUCCCUUGUGAGUGGGACACAAACAUGGCGGUCUGCUGUGAAGAUAAGAUGGCGGUUUGACGAUAGUGAGAGUCUGGUGGUGGAUCAGCACGUGUCACUGUCCAACCAUCACGGGGCGGAGGUCGCUAACAUAAAGCUCAACGGCACAGUGUACGAGUACACGUUCACUGAGCUCGCACUGGAUGAUGGGAACAACUACGUUGCCAAGGUGAUCGGAUGUAACAACGCUAGACUCUGCUCACAAACACAGACUGGAUCUCUCCUGGUGGACUCCUCGAAGCCGUUGACCGGUCAUUUUGCGGUCAAUACUGACCACGCUGCCAGGCUGACCAGGCACAGGGACAGCUGGAUGACGUACGACAACAGCGGAACUCCGACCCUGAAGCUGGCCUGGCUCGGCUUUAGUGACUACCACUCUGGGAUAGACAGACUCAUGGUGGCUGUCGGGAGUGGCUUCUACGGAAGGGACAAGACUCUGAAUGGUGCACCCCAGGUUCUGGCUCAUGGCAGUCAAGUCGGCGACCAGGAGAAUGACGAAGGUUACGUCUACACAGGGAGUGUUCAACUGUCAAGUUCAGUGUCUGACUACAGCACGCUGUACAUUUCUCUAUGGGCCAUCAACGGGGCUGGGUUGGCGAGUAACGUGCUGCACUCAGCUUUCCAGGCGGUUCCUGCCUCUGGUUCCACCGGGAGUUUGACGCUAGUCCGCCGCUGUGACGCUCACUCCUGCUACGGACACUGCAUCUGUGCACCCUUCAACCAGAACUGUGCACGGCCCACUGACAACACCUGCACACAACUGGACAGCUCUGAUUCAAGCUACUCCAGAAUCGAAGUUUACGACAAAACUGACUACAGUCUCCUGGCCAAUGGGGACACGUCUGACGCCGCCUACACCUACUCCACGUGCGCACUGGCGGCCAACUGGAGGGAGGCUACAAUAGGGUCUACCGGGAGACCCUACAGAUACGAGUGGAGCGCUGGAAUCAGUGGACAAACUGUGGGCUCAGGGCUGUUUGAUCUUGUCUACGACCGUGUCUGGUACGAUGUAGGUCUGGAGACCAGCGCUGUUCUCACCCUCCCUGUUAGAACUUCACUGGAGGUUGGUGUGAGCUAUGUGUUCUACGUGAGGGCCUGGUACACAGACAACAUCUACAGAGAGUUUCAGUCCAACGAUGUGAGAGCUGAUCAAACACCACCGAAAAGGUCAAGUUCAAGAAAGAUCAAAGACCUGACCUCCACCUCAGAACAACAUGACGUGGAGUACAUGGCCCAGACAGACAGCCUGAGUGUCAGCUGGGAGUAUGUCUUCCUCGAUGCCAUCAAUAGUGGUAACGACUAUCAUUUGGAGCACUUUGAGUUAUCCCUGGGCACCUACCCUGGAGGUGAAGACGUGAAGAGAUUUGCCGACAACGUUGUCUCAGGGACCGCCACGUCCCACACCUUCACGGGCUUAUCUCUGCAGUCGGGCAAGACGUACUACACCUCGGUACGGGCGUACAACCAUGCCGGGCUCCACAGCACCUUCCACAGCGAUGGUGUCAUGGUGGACACUGUAGCACCCACAGCAGGAGUGGUCUUUGAUGGGCAAGAUGUCAGGGACAUGGCGUACACUUCGGACGCAACUGUUGUGUCAGCGUCGUGGCAUGGGUUCAACGACCUGGACUCAGGCAUAAACAAACAUUUCUGGUGCAUUGGAGAAACCAACAGCCAAUCAGAGUGCAACAUCAUGGGCUGGACAGACACCGGGCUCAUGCAAGAGGGGACCGUUACUCUCGGAAACAGCUUGACCAAUGGACAACGUUACUACACAAAAGUGAAGGGUCAGGACGCUGCAGGGCACCAGUCACCAGUCGCAGUGUCUGAUGGGUUCCUUGUGGACACCUCCCCACCCAUACCGGAGGCCAACCUACAGAUAGGGGACAACCUGCUCAUCAAUCCUUCAUUUGAAGAUGCAGUUGAUGGUGGAGAAGGUUGGGUACUGGAAGGUGACUCUGUGGUCCAGCACAUCUCCUCCUUACCUACUGAUGACUUCCAGACGAAGCACGGACGUUCUCAUCUCCUUCUUCAUGGCAGCAUGUCUCAGACUUUCACCACUGUGGCAGAUCAAGAAUACAGAAUCUCCUUCUUUGUAAACCAUGACGCGACGACGGACGUUCCCCGCCUGACCCAGGAGGGUUUGCUGACAGCGCCAGGUCUUCAUCAGGUCUUCAAACUGCGGAACAGACAGGUAUCAACUGUCGACACCACCUCUACAGAGCAGUGGGACACCUGGCAAAAACAGAUCUUCUACUUCACUGCUGUCGGCACUAGUUCAACUGUUACCGUCCAAUCUGUGGGGACGAAGGCAGGGAUUUCUCUGGAUAACUUUAAGGUGGAACCGGUGACCUACGCCACCACCACCUUUGACUCCAAGGCCGUGUAUGACGGCUACAUCGACCUGACUGCGCAGACCCUGUCAGACUGGGGGUCGGUGUCGGCCAAGUGGAGCAUGGUGGAUCCAGAGUCCCCUAUUGUGGACUUCUCCUGGGCAAUUGGGACGACAAGAGAAUGA